GACGUGCUAAGGUAAAGUUACUUCAAGUGCGUUUGAGUUGACAUGUAUUGUGGCGUCGCUUCACCACCUAGUGUUGGGAGCACGAAAGCACAUCACUGCCCUCUCUCAACAACAAGGACGCAGUCUGUGAGCAUUGAACCGUUUCAGUGCCAUACAUCUAGCAGAUCUCUUAAUGCGCGACUAAAUCCACGCGAAUGCGGGAUGCAGUCUUUUAGUACAGGGUUGCUAGGAAACAGAUGUCCUAGGAGAUGCAGCUUCAGGAGGCAAGGGACAAUCAGGACGUUCGCCAGUUCCCAGAUCAAGACAAUUCCUAUUUUUCCACUCAACACUGUUGCAUUUCCAGCUGCCGCAUUUCCUCUUCAUAUCUUCGAAGCGAGGUACCGUGUCCUCUUCAAUACACUGCUUAAAGGAGCGGAUGGACUUGAGGAGGGCUUGAUUCAAGAUGACAGUCCCUAUGCCGGAACAAGGCGCUUUGGAAUGUGCUGGUCGGACUCCAAGGGCGCCAUAGCAGCGAUAGGGACCACACUACUGAUUGAGAGCCACAUGCGCAUGGAUGACGGCAGGUUAGGCAUCGAGAACAAAGGGAUAGAGCGGUUCAAGGUGCUGCGCAUCUGUGAGGAGCGGCCAGUGCUGAUCUGCGAAGUGGAGGUGCUAGAUGAAGAUGAUGACUCUCUCCCAGAGGUUCAGGCGGAGGCCGAUGAAGUGAGGGAGCUCUUCCGGACACUCAUACGGCUGCACGUCAGAAAGGGGACCAUCAAGGUUGGUGAUGAGCAGUAUGAGCCAGAGGAGCUGAAGGACUUGGGACCCAGAGACCUGUCCUACUGGAUUGCCUCAAACUUCAGAGAAAUGCCUCAGCACCAGCAGAUCCUCCUGCAGGAGAACAGCACGCUGCAGAGGCUCAAGGAUGAGAAGGGAGUGCUGGAGGGGAGUGUGAAUUACUUGAGGGCUAGGCUGGCAGUGGAGAGCGCAUUCACAACAGACUCAAGCAGUGAAGAGUCUGCUGGCAGCGAAGAUUCUCCCGAAGGGCCGGAAGUGACACCUGAGCAGUGAUUACAGAGAUGAGUGCAUGGAAAUGAAACUGAUAUCACUGUACAUCAAGAGGCAUAUGUGAUGCCCAAUUAGGCAGGUACCGCAGGCGCAGUACCUACUGAGCUUAGUAUGCACCUGCCCCCAAUCCAUGUGGACAAGAAAUUCAGUCUCUUGGCAAGUAUCCUUAAGCAGUUUGCCAUAUGUAGGCUGCCAGUGCAGGGUACAUCUACGGGUGUGUGUGUGCCUGUCUUCCAACACCGAGGGUACACCAUGUUUAUCCAUUGUGGAAAGGAUAAAAAUCUAGAGUAUUGC
Molecule: messenger RNA, 1341 nt
Organism: Coccomyxa subellipsoidea C-169
Lineage: Eukaryota; Viridiplantae; Chlorophyta; Trebouxiophyceae; Coccomyxaceae
Exons: 8
Coding region: 478-1050 (190 amino acids)
Source: RefSeq, a predicted model, not a curated record